AUGCGUGUCGCUAUCGCCGGCUCCGGGGCUGUCACAAGCUAUCUCGCAGAAGAAUUUCCAGCCGCAGGGAUCGACGUUGUCAUCCUGACCCGGUCCAUCAAGCCCCAACUCGAGAACAUCCCCGGUGUCCAGCAGUUCGUCACAGACUACUCCGUCGCUUCCAUCCUGGAGGGCAUCGAGGGCAGCACCGCCCUCAUCUCGACCAUCCUCGACUACACGCCGGCCUUCAUCGACGUGCACCGCCGCCUCAUCGAGGCCGCGAGGAAGAGCAAGACCUGCAGGCGCUUCAUCCCCGCCGAGUACGGCGGGAACCUCGAGGACUUCCCCGACCAGCCCGGGUUCUACUCGCGGCUGCAGGGCGUCAUCCGCGCGGAGCUCGCCGCGCAGGGCGAGCUCGAGUGGACGCUGCUUUCCACCGGCUGGUUCGUGGAUUAUGUCGUCCCUGCUCACAACCGCAGGCUCCAGGACGCCGGGGACGCGAUCCCGGUCAACCUCGCGGGCAACAGUGCGGUGAUCCCCGGCACGGGCGACGAGCCGCUCGACGUGACUGCCGUUCGGGACGUCGCCCGCGCGAUUGCUAAGCUUCUCCAGGCGCCUCGGUGGGAGCAGUACACGUAUAUCUCGGGGGAGAAAACUACCUGGAAUGAGAUUGUGGCGCUGGUGCGUCAGAAGUACCCCGAUAUAAAGAUCAAGCACCGCAGCCUCAACCAGCUGAUUGAGGAUAUUGUUGCUCAUCCCGAGGGUGAGGAGCGUAUUAUUGCGGAGUACGGAAUUUUCUCUGCCAGCCACGCUGGUUCUCUUCCAGCUGAGAAAGUUGCCGCACAUCGAGAGAAGUACUUUUCCGGGGUUGUGUUUAGGACUGGGAAAGACUUGAUGGCUGAAGUCGAGCGGGAUCCGAAUGUAAUCGUCUAACGUGCCCUUAAAAUAGUGGGAGGUAUCUCUUUUCAUAUCAAUACAAUACGACGUCGAGCUCCGGCAUUUCUGCUAGGAUGCGUGUCCAAGGUUGAGGCAGGAAUCCUGGAGGGCUAGUAUCACGACGCCUCCACACUUCUUCGACUGCCUCCAAUAACGUAUUCCAGGUAGCGAUUCCUAAUGACUUUCGUUUGGAAAAGAGAAAUCUCGCCCUGUUCCGUAGGUCUGGGUCCGAAGCUUCGAAAGCG
Diaporthe batatas is the source of this 1160-nucleotide messenger RNA. RefSeq lists its product as uncharacterized. The record is from RefSeq and is a predicted model, not a curated record. The coding region runs from base 1 to 912 and encodes 303 amino acids. NCBI's taxonomy places the organism in Eukaryota, Fungi, Ascomycota, Sordariomycetes, Diaporthales, Diaporthaceae. The transcript has a single exon.